Molecule: messenger RNA, 1790 nt
Organism: Momordica charantia (bitter melon)
Lineage: Eukaryota; Viridiplantae; Streptophyta; Magnoliopsida; Cucurbitales; Cucurbitaceae
Biological process (GO): transmembrane transport
Molecular function (GO): transmembrane transporter activity
Source: RefSeq, a predicted model, not a curated record
UCCAAAUUCUAAAAGAGUGAGAUAUCUUAGUGAGAGAGAAGAGAGAGAUGGAGAAGUUGAGUGGAGUAAGUCACCUGUUCGUGACGGUGUUUCUGUCGGCGGUGGCCGGAAUCAUGGUCAUGCCGGCGAUUACUGACGUCACCAUGGCGGCGCUCUGCCCCGGCCGAGACGAGUGUUCCCUCGCCAUCUAUCUCAGUGGCUUCCAACAGGCGAUAACGGGAUUGGGAGCGGUGGUGAUGACGCCAUUAAUAGGGAAUCUGUCGGACAAGUACGGCAGGAAAGCGCUGCUCACGCUUCCGAUGACAGUUUCCAUUAUCCCACUCGCGAUAUUGGCAUAUAGCAGAGAAAGAAAUUUCUUCUAUGCAUAUUAUGCCGUCAAGACUCUCACGUCCAUGGUCACUGAGGGCACCGCCGGCUGCCUCGCUCUCGCUUAUCUGGCAGACUACACUUCACCGGCAAAACGAGCGUCGGCAUUCAGUUUGCUUGCUGGAGUAGGCUCUGCUGCUUUUGUUUGUGGAACCAUAGCAUCUCGCUUCAUCGCCACGGCCUACCUUUUUCCGAUCGCUGCAAUUUCCUCUAUGGUCGCAACUGUAUACAUGAGAAUCUUUCUUGAGGAUGGUUUGCCAGUUGAAAGUGAUUUAGUGCAGCCAAUGUUGAAGGAUGAAGUGCCAGAACUGACUGGCCGCGAAGACGACGCUGGUAAGUUGCCGAGACCGACACCGGGUUUCAGAAAAAUUCCGACUCUGAAUGAUGUUACUACCUUACUCAAGAGCAGUACGCUACUUUCACUGGCUGCAGUUGUUGUAUUCUUCCACGGCCUCGGUGACGGAGGAAUGCAAGUCUCUAUACUGUAUUACUUGAAAGCUCGCUUUCACUUUGAUAAGAACCAGUUUGCAGAUUUGAUGCUACUUUCUGGGGUUACAGGAACUGUAUCACAGCUGGUCUUGAUGCCCCUGUUGGCUCCUGUUCUAUCAGAAGAGAAGUUACUUUCAAUAGGGCUUUUAGUGGGCACCAUAGGCAUGGUCAUUAACAGCAUUGCUUGGGCAAUUUGGGUUCCAUAUGCUACAACUAUUUUUUCCAUUAUCGGUGUUUUCGUGAAUCCAAGUCUAUGCAGCAUUGUAUCAAAACAAGUCGGUCAACAUGAGCAGGGAAAGGUUCAAGGAUGCCUUUCAGGAAUAAGCUCUCUCGCCCAAAUUGUAGCUCCCUUCAUUUUCAGUCCUCUCACAGCUUUAUUCUUGUCGGAAAAUCCACCCUUCUACUACCCCGGCUUCAGCCUCUUGUGCAUAGCCGUCACUUCAGUGAUUUGUUUAAUUCUAAGUGUCAUGAUGACGACGUCCGCGUCCUCUACUAAAGAAGCAGCAACAGCACUGAAGCCUAGCCAUUUGUGAAUCUAAGAACUUCGUAUGUACAUAAUAUAUAUGGCGUUGAAGAUGAAACCUGUCCUAUACCAUAUAAUCUACGAUUUAGGAUGUGGUACUCAUUCUGAAGCAAGAAUAUAUAUAUAUAUAUAUUUAUUGAGCCUCACAUUUCAAGUGGCAAUAGAUGAUCUUUGAGAAAAUGGCCAAGGAGACAAGGAGAAUUCGUUCUUGGAUCUUGCUGGUGUGUUAUCAAACUCUUAAAAUUUUGCAUUAAUAGUCAUUGUAACUAGUUUUUUAGUAGAAUAUGCAGAAGUAGAGAUUUGAACUCAUCACCUUUCAGUCGGAGAUUGAUAUCUUAACCACAGCUAUGCUAAGUUAGCAGUAAUUGUAACCUAUUGUGUGCUAGAAUAUAUUUCUUUCACUUCUCUCUCA